AUGGAGCUUCCACCUCGAGACGCCUCUCGAACUCUUGGAAAAAAGAGAAGCGCUCGCGCAAGCGCACUCACUCUAUCUCUCUCCCCCGAACGUGCGCAGCAUCAAAAUCAUCCGCAACGAAGCAUAACAUCUCCCGCCAAGCCCUCCUCCGCAACGCGUUCAACGCAUUCGAGCCUUUUCUCUCCCGACCUUUUACCACGCAGCGCAUCAGCAGUUCCUCACCACCAACAACACCACCGCAACAUCUCCGUAUCUCGUCCAUCGCCCAGUUCCAUCGACUAUGGCUCCAUGCACUCCGAAGCGCGAGCUGAAUCCGCUCUGACUGUUCGUCCUCCCACCACCCUCGAACGAGGAGGAUCGCCGCCCCUGACACCGUUCCCCCCGUGGGUCAGCGAAGAGGAAGACGAGGGCGAGGAGGAGUGUGAGAAUCGUACCUGGGGGGAGAAUUCUACGACAAAGAGACACAGUUACGAUGGUGGUCAUGUGCCGGUGACGAUUCUGCGCGUCGAGGGGAAGUGGGUGGUUAGUUCUGUCAUACAUGGCCUCGUGCUCGCGUUACAGUUUGCUGUGACACUGGGUGUUUUUAGCGCUUUGAUGUGGAUUACUGUUUGGAAGGAGAAUGAGCCUGGUAACGACUUUGACAAUUGGCUGUGGAAAUUUGCGGACCCGAGUCUCGUUGUCGUUCUCCUCCUCUGUGCAACAAGCCUCAUCAUCCACGAAAUCAAGCUCUUGUCAUCCGUGGCGCUUCUCUACCUCGAAUCACUCAUCCUCGUUGCCACUACUGUUGCAAGCUUCGUCCUCUGGACGCGGUGCUUUCAGGAGGAGAGCCGCAGCGUCAAGGGUGUGCUGAUGGGUAGUAAUGUGUUGAUGUGGGGACUUGCGUUCUUUGGAUUCGUCAGAGCUGUUAUCGUCUGGAAGGUUGAGGCGAGUGAAGUCGACGCGGAUCAGGAGAGGGCGGUUAUGUAUGGGACAUUUGUUCCGUGGGAUGAAAGACGGGAGUCUUUGUAG
Messenger RNA from Fusarium pseudograminearum CS3096, 1008 nucleotides. RefSeq lists its product as uncharacterized. The record is from RefSeq and is a predicted model, not a curated record. The coding region runs from base 1 to 1008 and encodes 335 amino acids. Lineage: Eukaryota; Fungi; Ascomycota; Sordariomycetes; Hypocreales; Nectriaceae. The transcript is spliced from 2 exons.